Molecule: messenger RNA, 432 nt
Organism: Argiope bruennichi
Lineage: Eukaryota; Metazoa; Arthropoda; Arachnida; Araneae; Araneidae
Exons: 1
Coding region: 1-432 (143 amino acids)
Source: RefSeq, a predicted model, not a curated record
AUGGAUGACAUUCUUUGCAGCGCAUCUUCUUUAGAGGAAGCUAAGGAUCUGAAGAGUCAACUUUCCGGUGUAUUGGCGAAAGAAGGAAUGCAGCUUCACAAGUGGUCUAGCAGCCACUUGAAAUUGGCUUCAAAUAUCGAUGGAGGAUACGACUUUGAAAAUCUCAUCGAAACAAAGACGUUAGGAGUGUCAUGGAAAUCACUAGAGGACUGCUUUGUUUUCAGAGUUGCAGUUGAUUUAAAGAAUUCUUACAACAAUAGAUGUGUGCUUUCCACUAUUGCUAAACCUUUCGACACACUGGGACUACUUGAUCUAGUAGUCGCAAAAACCAACUUCAGAGCUUUUGGAGUCUUAAAAUUGACUGGAUGGAUGAGUUGCCACCUGAAAGAGCCCAAGAAUGGCACCAGUUCCUUGAGGAUUUCAAGAGUAUAA